AUGGCUAAAGAAAUUGAAGAAUAUUUUGUGAAAAGACUUUAAUCAUACUUAUUAGAAUACUUACAAGAUUUCUCCCAAAAUAAUAUGGCUAAAGUAUAAAAUUAAGCUCAAUAUAUAAUAGUUUUCUUUGGGAAUUUCAUCAAACAUCAUCCUAAAGAAUUUGUAAAUCAAGAAAUAAGCUUUACUGAAUUUUUCAUUCCCUAUGUAUAUCAUUGAUGGAAAGAUAAAUUCAAUAACUAUAAAUGUAUUAAGUAAUACUAUUCUAGAUGCCUUUGAACUAUAAAUCCUAAUAGCCAGAAAUGAUAAUUGAAGGGAUAGACUUGUAAGUGUGCACAAUUUAAGAAGCCAACUAAUUUGUUUCGAAUAAAGAAUAGCAAUCAUAAUAAGGAGUAGAGAAUUUGAAAAAGCACAAAUUAAAAAUUUGGGAGGAAUAAAUGGCAAAAUAUUUUGAAUAAUUAUCUCCACCCAAUUGGAUACAAAAGAUAGUUGAUGGAAUUUACAAUAAUAUGUCAGUUUAGGUGAAAUCAUUCUUCUUAAGAUUUUAUAAUUUCUCAAUUUUUGGUUACGAGACUUAAUUAAAAAUAAAGGCAGAUAUCAAUAUAAAGGCUACUGACAAAUAGUUUCAGCAAAAAUUUAAUAGCGAUUUAAAUUGCAUCUACAAAUUAAUAGAAAUUAAGAAACUUGGGAUCACUUAUUUGAAAAUUCCAAAGAAGAAGGAAGAAUAGCAUUUAUUGAGUUCUAUUGAUAUUACAGUAAAAUUAACUAUGUACAAGAAUUAAGAAGAGUUGUCUUAACCUAUUUAAAGCAUUGAGGUUACAGUUGAUAACCCUAUCAUCUUUUAAAUCAAUAAGGAAUCAAAGAAUUAUUUAGUGAAAUUAAAUGAAGUACUAUAAAAUUUAGAAAUUGUUUAAGAUAAUUUCCAUUUCCGCCCAAAAUGCGAAGUCAAAGCUAAUUAUUCUGAAUGGUGGAAAUACUUGAUCAAUGCUGUAAUGCAAAAUCAGAAGAAUCACAAAUUGGACUUAGGUUACAGUUCAAGAAGAUUAGUAUUAAUGAAGAGAUACAUUGAAUUGUAUAAGAGGAAACAGACUAUAAUAUUAGUUCCUUGGUUAACAAGUUGGACUAUAUAAGAUGAAACCAAAUUUAAGAAAUGCGAGGAGCAAAUGUCUCUGAAGGAUUUAUUAAAAUACAGGGAAUGGGCAUUCUAAGAGAUUAGAAUUGAAGCCAAACGGUAUUAUCAUUCUUCAAAAGAUGGAUAAAAUCAAUAGAGUGUAAAACCUGUAUUGGAAAUAUGGACAAAUACCAUAAAUAAUCAGAAUUCUUUUAAAGAUUAGAAAAAAAGGGAUGAUGACAUUCCUAUUGAAUUGGAGGAUGAUGAAAAAAUUAAUUUAUAUGAAAUUCUUGAGAGAGAUAAAACAUAAGUACUUUCUAGUUAUUUAAAAGGCUAAAACAACGAUCCUGAUUAAGUUAAAACUUGGAUUUCAAUUAAUAUUCAUUCCAUUUUUUUGAUAAUCUUAGAAAAUCGUCCUCCAAAUGUUGCUGCUUAUUGUCCUAAAAAUACAAAAAUAUUUUCUUCUUGUUAAUGCAAAAGAUGCAUUCAAUUAAUUAAAAGACCAUAAUUAGAUAAAAAAAAGAGUUCAUAGUUUAGUCAAAGUUACUCAAUAUCAGAAGUCAUUAAACAAACUUAGAAGGGUAAUGAUGAAGGAUCUUUUCAUACUGCUAAAGAGAUAGAUAGUUUUUUUGAAGAUAUGGAAGAUCUUAAUAAAGAUGACUCUUAAUCUUCUCUUGUAUCAAGUUAAGAUUAAAAAAAUAACAAUUCUUUAACCAAAUAUAAUCUGGAAUCAAAUAAAAGUAAUAAGCUAAUCCUCAUUAUGAGUAUGAUAGGAAUUAAAAUACCUAUUUCUAUUUAUUAAAAUGGAAGAAUCAAAACUAAUGAGAAGGAUGGUAAGGCAAUCAUUGUUGGAGAAAUCAAGAUGUUAUCGCCAGGAAUGAUGCCAAAAUUAAUGGAGGAAACAGUAGAUUCCGAUGAUCAAGCAGAUAGAUAGUCUCCCUUAUUUGAAAGAAAAAAUAAUAAAUGGGAGGAUUCAAAAUCACAUCAAAAAUAAUUCUAGUAAACUAGAAGCUUUACGAGGGCAAAGUUAUCUGAAUUUGUCAAUGAUAUAUUUGAAGUAUCCGUGACAAAAGAUUAGUAAUAUUUUUCAAGUAGUGAAAUAUGUUUUUAGACUUUAUGUGAAUUUUUGGUUCAGAAUCAAAUGAAUAAUAUAAAAUGUUUUUUGAUUGAUUAUGAAAAUGAUAAACAUGCAUUUCAAGAUUUUGCCUAAGAUUAAUUUAAAAGCUAUGACAAAUACUUCAUUUAUAAUGACAAAGAGGAGAGAGAUGAAAUUGAUGACUCUAUGUUAUUGCAUGUCAUUAAACACUAGAAAAACGAAAACAGAUGGGCAUUAUUAAAGUAAGCCGCAAUGCAAAAUUAAGAUAAGUAAAACCAAGCAAUGGGGGAAAAUGAAUAAUAUUGGCAAACUUGUUCAAACAAACAUAGAUUCUUACAAGAGGUUCAUAAUAAAUUAAUUGAUAUUAUUAAGAAAUCUUUAUUUGCAUCAUUUAUCGAAGAAUUUGGAGAUAAGAUAUUCCCAUUGUGUAUCAUUAAUCUUAAAGAUAAAUUGACCUAUUCAACUGAAAGCACAGCUCACAAUUUAGUAAUAUCACUAUAUCUAGAAGGUCAAAAGUCAGAAUAUAAAAUAUCUCCAAAUAGUGACAAAAGGAAGAAGAUUUCAACUCAACAAUCCAUGGAUGAGUAAUCCAAUCAACAUAUAACUAUUCAUUUUCAAAGAUUUUCACUUUUCCUUUCUACUAAAAGUUUGAUCUCCUUAUUAGAUUUUUCUAAAGGCUUAGAUUCUAGGUUGAUGAAUCAAAGAUAAUUUUAUGUCUCACAAGAUCAUAAACUAUUAGAAUGCAUCUUAAAGUCGAAGCCAUUAGCAUAGGAGCAUUAUAAAAUGCAUUAGAUCAAAUUUUUAGCCUAAUUAUAAGAUAAACUAAAGGUUAGAAUUGUAUCUGAUUAAAUAUCAAAUUUAAUUAAAACUGAAUUAAAGUUUUAGAUCAAAAGCAUGACUUUUACAACUACAAAAAUUGAUGAUUUAUUCUCUCUUGUAUAAAAUAAGAAUGAGUAAACUCUUUUUCAACAACACUACAAAUUUUACUCAGCAUUAAAGCUGUCUAUUGCUUAAUUUAAAAUAGCUCAUAAAUAUUACUCACCUGAUUAUAAGGCCAAAAAUGAGGAACUUAAAUCGUAUGAAAAAGAGUACCAUUAAGAUGAUAAAAAAACUCCAUUGUCCAAUAUCAAAUAGCCUAUCAGUAAAUAAAAUACCAAUUAACCAUCUGAAUAAUUUUCAAAAUAAACUUCCAAGAGUAUUGAUGUUAGAUAGCUUUACAAAACUGCUAAGCAGCCUUCUUAAGCACAACCGUAAUAAUAAAACUAGUCGUAACCUAAAAAGCCAAGAGAUAGUAAAUUUCACAUCAAAGGAAUAAAAUAAACUAUUCUAAAAACCUAAAUAGUUGCACUUUAAUUAAUGUCUAAUAUUGAAAAUCAUGCAUUACUUACUGACCAGAAAUUAUACAUCUAAAUACCCUCAUUUAAUUUAAAAAUCAAUGAUUCAUUCACAUGUUUUAUAGAAUUCCUUUUGAUCUUAAAAAACAAUGUCGAAUUUUCCACUCUACCUCUACAAAAGACAAGAAUAGGGUAGGACAGUCUAUUAAAGGCAGAACUAGACACUUUAUUUCAUGAUCACAAAGAACAAAGUUCUGAUUGUAAACAUUGUAUACUCAAAUACAGGAAAACUAUUAAGUUGCUAAAUAUUCUAUUUGGAAGAAUAGAAAAUAUGAAUAAUUCAGCUUCCAUUAAUUCGUGGUUUCACAUAUUAAAUUAAGAAUGUUCAAAGUUUGGCAAAUUGGAAGAUCUUCAACCUACAAAAAAAGGGCAAGGAAUAAAAAUUACAUUCUAAAGUACUCCCAAAGGAACAAAUCAUGGAUAUUACAAAUCAAUUAUUGCAUUCCCAAUUUUUAUUAUUACUAGGGAUGUCGGAUAUUUUAAAGAUAAUCUUAUGAUUCAUUGCUCAGCCUCUAAGUUCAAAGACAAUGGAGCCAUAGUCAGAAGCGUCUAAAAGUUAGAUUAGGAAAUUGACAGCUCAGGAAACUAAUUUGAAAAACCCAAUUCGGGAGAUAACUUAUUUUCAAGGUUUCGACCUCCUUCUAAAAGGGAUUCUGGCUAAUCUAAUAUACCUGAAAGGCUGAGGAGGGAAACAAAUUAUAUUUUGAUUGACCCUGGGUAUAAGGUAAAGGAUCAACAAUCCUUUUGGUAAAAGCUUGAUGAUAAAUUCAUCUUCUAUUGCAGAAACAAUGAAAAAGAAAUGUUUAAGUCUGAAAUAAGUCUUUAGGAUCUAGAUGAUAAAUAAGGUGACAUUAUUUUAUAAUCAGAUGAAAAUCUUAUCAAACCCCCUGAUCAAUCUCUUUAUAUUUUGUUGUACUACAAUAAACCAAUAAGAAGUGAAUUAAUUUAAAGCAGAGAUAUUUAUUACAGAAAUGACAAAAGUUCAAAAGUGAAAGUAUUUUUCUCUUUGUAAACUAUCAAGGCUGUUUUUUAAAAUUAAUAUGCUGCUUGCAACAUAUUAACUACUUUUAAGAAUAUCAAUAAGAUUUCAUCAAUUAUCCAAAAAGUACAUGACAAUGUUUAUUAUUUUACCAGUAUUGAUGACUAAGUUUUAAGUAAUAAAUUAAAAGAAACACCUAUUAAGCUCUUAGAUGAUAUGAUAGUUUCAGCUAGUAUUCAAUAAAUAUAUUUAAAAUCCAACGAAUCCUUUUUUAAAUUACAGAUGCUAAAGAUUAUGCUAAAUCUAGAAUUAUUGAAUGUAGUCCUAAAUCCCAUUAAAACAAGUGUGCAUAACAAAAAUUCUAGUCUUGCUAUGCUAGAAAGUCAUUCGAAGUUAAAAACAAACUAAACUUAAGUAUUUUAAUUUGAUGAUUUACUUAUUAUGAAAUGCCAUUCCAUUAUGUUUAGCUUCAAUUAAGUUAGUAUUGUGGACAUGAGAUUACUUCAUAUUUCAAAAUUAUCGGAUGCAUUAUAGUUUUAAGUUGAGGACAUUUCAAUAAGUAUUAUUAAUAAUAAUACAAAACAGAGAGAAAAUUUAUUAACUAUGCCAAAGAAGGACAAACAAUCAAGUAAUAAAUCAAAUUUCCAGUAAGAGAAUAAUAGAAAGGUUGAUAAGCCUGUUGCAAUAUCAAUAACUCUAGAAUUUCAAAAUCUGAACCCAAAAAUUAAUUUGUAAAUUUAAUAAGGCUAAAUCUUAUUAUCCUAAAAGAGAGUAUAAGAUUUGCUUAUUGCGAUUAAUAGUUUUUAUCUAAUCAAUAUUGAGGAAUCUAUUUCACUAAGACAGCAUUUAAUAAAAUAUAUCUUUUUAUAAGAAUUAGAAAUUUUAGGAUUGGAGCAACCUUAAAUUGUAAAUUUGUAUCUGAAAGACGACAGAUCUAAUUAAUCGGCACUCAACUUAUUCUUAGAUCUUAAAAUUGAAGACUUGUAGAUAUCCCUAUAAGAAAAGGAGAGUGACUUUUUUGAAUUGAAUUUCUUUUAGAUUUAAAUGAAAAAGAGAUUUAAUCAAGAGUUAGAACUUUCAAUCAAAUAAAUUGAAUUAAAGCCUUAAUAUUGCAAGGGGGAGUAUGGACAAUACCCAAAUUUAAUUUAAUAAAAUGGUUAAAAUGAAAUGAAAAUAUCUUUGGAGAACAAUAUCAUUCAUAUUGAAAAUAUCUAAUUUUAUAUGAUAUCAAGAUAUCUAAAUGAGUUAUAUGCAUUUAAAUUAUAAAUCGAAAGAAUAUUGGAAAAAAAUAAAUAAGAUUUGGCUGAACGCUAUUAAAAUGACUUUGAACUCUAAUUGCAAUUAAAACAAUAAGAAAAUUUUGAGUUAAAUAAAGAAUAAUUCAAUUAUUAAAUUUUGAUUAAAAAUUCUUAGAUUAUUAUUCCACAAUCCUCUUCAGAUAAAAAUCUAAUUAAAAUAAUGUUUGAUUAAGCAGACUUAAAGAUUAGAAAAGGCAAGAUAUUCUCAAAAAUACCAGAUAUAUUUGAUUAGAAGACUGACAUUAUAAAUUAAAAAUUAUUGAUUGAUUACGAAGAUAAAUUUUCAAAAACAAUUGAUAAUAAAUUGGAAUUGUAGGAUAUCUUUGUUACUGAAAUAAAAGGUAAUAUUCUUUUUGUUAGAGUUGAUUAUGAAAUCAGUGGUCAAUCCAAUGACUCAUCACUCAUUAAAGGAAAUUUGUUAAAUGCAGGUAAUUUUAGAUUUUAUUAUCUUUUAGAAAGCUUUGAUGUUGAAAUGUAUGUGCCUUCAUUUGAACAGCUUUUGGGAUUGAGUGGUUGGCAAUAUAAAGAUAAUCUUAAGAUAAUACCAAAAAAACUAAAAAUGAAGCUAGAUUUUGGAAAACUAUUAAAGAUCCAAAGUUAUAUUGAUCAAAAUUUUUCAGAAAAGUCUCCACUAUUUGAAUUUUAGAUAUCUCAACUACAAAAAAUUAGUUUUGAUGUAUAUCUAGAAUAUAAAUGAUAGCUAAAUAUAUUGUCAAUGGAAGCAUCUUUAACACGAUAUAGUUAGAUGGAAAAGGAUUAAGCUGAAAAACUAAACAAUAUUAGAUAAUAUAAUCAAUAUAAUCGAAAAAAAACUAUUCAUUAAGACAAACAAUCUGCCAAAUAACAUUAUCCAAAGAAUUGA
This is a messenger RNA of Paramecium octaurelia, 6737 nucleotides long. NCBI's taxonomy places the organism in Eukaryota, Ciliophora, Oligohymenophorea, Peniculida, Parameciidae. The record is from the annotation of a GenBank genome assembly.